Spodoptera frugiperda (fall armyworm) is the source of this 4702-nucleotide messenger RNA. It is a transcript of the gene Syt14, whose product is annotated as synaptotagmin-16. The record is from RefSeq and is a predicted model, not a curated record. NCBI's taxonomy places the organism in Eukaryota, Metazoa, Arthropoda, Insecta, Lepidoptera, Noctuidae. The coding region runs from base 861 to 2408 and encodes 515 amino acids. The transcript is spliced from 11 exons.
AUAUUCCGUCCUGUUUACAUAUGUACAUCAUUGUACCUAUAUAUUGUUUUCUUUUCCUGAUUAGAUACCAUUGAAUAUAUUUCCCAUGCGAUGUAAAGCACCUGAAUAAUAUGUAAUUUACUAAAAGCUUCCGUACCGACGUGCAGUUUCAUUUACAUUUACACAAAUCCUCUCAGUUUGAAGUGUGAGUGACGUAUUGCGCUGCAGCUACAGCCCUGGCAGAUCUCCAAUGUCCUAAUUGCAACAUUGGAGUGAUGUACGUGUAGCCCAUGUAGGUACUAGGUACAUACUUACCGCAAGUGCGUAGCUCGCAUACCGUGUAUAUCGUUAAACUAUUUUGAGUAAACGUAGGCAUUGUAUAAUUUAUUAUUUAAACGACAUUAAUAAACUUACUCAUGUUGGCCUUUGAAAAUUAUUAAUCUUUGUAAGUUAUAACUUAUGCAAACCUUGACAGGUCUAGUAAGCAUAUUUAUACCACUACUUAGGUAUAAUUGUGUAAGUGUGUAUAACCGAAGGGUGCGAGGGCACGUGCCGCCCUCGGCCUUGACGACAAGCUCCUCUACAUGUACGUGUAUACGUAUACGUACACAGUACACCUGUAACUGAAUCCUUCGUCCUAUAGCCGCGCAGAAUAUUCCACACGCCCCGUCGUGCCCCUCGCGUACGGCGCAUGUGCAGCACUUUGACAGCCCGACCGUGCCAACACGUCCCAAUUAUUUUCCUCAGUUCGCUUUAUUGUCGCAUUAUAUUCCUCGGAGAUAUUCAACGAAUGUCUCAUCCAAGAUAAGUGGGAACAGUGAGCGUGGAGCGAGUCAGCGGAGCGCGCAGCGAUGCGGCCCGCGGGCUCCCAGUGAGCCAGGAUGGUGGCCAGCAUCGGCGUCAUCAACCCGUCUAAUGUGGAGGCGACAGCGUACAUAAGCGCGGUAGCGGCGUUCGCGGUGGUGGUGCUGGUGCUGCUGCUGUUCCUGGGCCGGCGCUGGUGCUACACGGCCGUCUUCACCCGCAAGUGCUGCGAUGACAUCCUCGCUGUGAACGCGCACGUCGCUGCCCCCUGUCUUCCCCUCGACAAUGCUCAGUUCGAUGCUUUGUCGAAACCGAACCAUUACCCCGAACGAAUAUUCACGUUCGAGGCGUCCGACUCGGAUGAAGAGCUGCGUUUGCGCAUCCAACAGGAUAAGGAGGAGGUGGAAUGUCACUACGAGGAGAAGAACGAGAAUGCAGCAGCCCCGAAGCUGGAUGUGGAACUCGUAGAGAACAAGUUACGGGACACAAGUCUUCGGGAGACAGCGCUGAGAGAGACCAGGAUCGAUGAGGUGGUGCCGAAGAGAGCGGAGUACAUCCAUACGCUGGAGGCACAGAGUAGUGUCGACAGCGAUGUUAUAGCGCACAAUGAUACGUCCCUCCUCUGCGCCGAGAGCGUUUCUCAGGUGCGAGGAUUCUUGGAGCUGACGCUGCUGUAUGAUGCACCGGUCCGCAGCAUGACUGUCCACAUCCUGCAGGCGCGGACCCUGCCGCAGAGGAGUCAGGGGCAGAUACUGCAGAGUCAGGUUCGAGUGGUAUUAAUGCCUUUGAAAAAGCAAAAAUACAAGUCGAAGAUAAGGAAUGGCGAGAACCCGCAGUACAUGGAGAGCUUCGUGUUCCACAAGAUCAAUCCGGAGGACGUACACGGCCUCGGUUUGCGUAUACGCAUAUACGGGUGCGAGCGCAUGCGUCGUCAACGGUUGCUGGGUGAAGCGACUGUCAGCUUUGCCUCACUCAGCCUGGAGAUGGAGAACGGCAUGUGGAUACAGCUGACUCCACGCCAACAUCAUCCCAGCUUACAAGUUAGCAAGUUUCCCAAACUAGAACUGAACCACUCGAUGUCGGGAGUGCUGGCCAGUCCGUCUUCAAUAGCGACAGUGACGACGCCGGGCGCAGGUCCCGGCGGCGAGGCGUGCAGCCUGGCGCGGUCAGACUCCGCCUCCUCCUGCUGCAGCACCAGGUCUGCUCCAGAACUACUGCUGGGACUGCAGUACAAUUCCACCACCGGCCAUCUCUCUGUUGAGGUAAUAAAAGGCACUCACUUCCGUAAGCUGUCUCCGAAUAAGGCGCCGGAUACUUACGUGAAGCUGUGCCUCAUCAGCUCCCUGGGCAUGGAGAUGGGGCGCUGCAAGUCCACCACGCGCCGGGCGCAGUCCAACCCGUUGUACAAGGAGCUCUUCAUCUUUCAGGUAGCUCUAUUCCAACUGACGGAGGUGACGCUGAUGGUGUCGGUGUGGUGGCGACGCAGCGUGAAGCGUAACGAGAUGGUGGGCUGGUUCUCGCUGGGACACAGCCCGUCUGGCCGGGAGGAGGAGAGGCACUGGCAGGAACUGUGCGAGCGGCAGGGAGAACAGGUGCAGCGCUGGCACGUGUUGCUGGACUCCUGACGCGCGGUGACGUAGCGCGCGGCCUGCGCGCACGCCUGAGCCUCUGUUCCCCGCGGCCCCCGGGCCCCGGCCCCUGGGUCCCGGUCCCCCGGGCCCCGUCCUGGCCCUUGGCCCCGCACCCCUGUUGAUGUCCGGUGCGUGUCGCUUUCGUUGUUAGCACGCGGUUUGCUUUGCCGCCGAAGGGAGUACUCCGUGUCGUCUCCGUUCGGGGUGAUGUUUCACUCGGUUGCACCACCAGCACGUUCGACUGAGUUUGGUAAGUGGCGUACAGCAUACACGUGUAUAGCCGAUAUGUCGAAUCUCAAAUGUAAUUUCUCCAUUAUUGUAUUAAAAGCUUAUAUUACGCGUAUUAAGUGAGAACGGGAGUUGUAAUGUUUGAAUGCGGUACUUUUUUAAACCGGAUCCUCUUUGCUGACGCUUGUUUUCGACGAUGUGUUAGAUAUUAGUUUCUCAUUUUGGAAAGUUCGAACGUUAACGUUUUGUAGUAUUUAUAAUGAUGAAGAAGACUUGGAGCGCACAAUACUUGUGAGAUAGAAUAAUGAUACUAGAAAGGAUAUUUAUUGAAUAUUGAUAUAUUAUAUUGUACCUUGAUGUAUGACACUGAAAUUUAUUCUAGAACGUCUUGAUUAUAUACUCUUCAUAUAUAAGGAUGUAAGGAACAAUUUUGUAUGUAUUUGUAACUGGUACGGACCCAUUAUUCACUCAUACAUUAUAAUACAUGUUUGUAAGAUAGAUUAUAAUAAAUCUCAGGAUUUCAUAACAUUUUACAUACAUUUAGCUUUGGCAUAUUUGAAGAAAUAGUAGUUACAUACCGAUUUAUUAUAGUUUUUGUUAUAAAAUACUUUCAGUACGUAAUUACAACAGUAUUAUUCCUGUGUAUAACAGUUAAUGAUUAGGAUUUUUUUAAAUAAUACGAAGUUUACGAUUCUUUCAAAUAUAUUAUGAAUGUAAUUAACUUUAUUAUGAAUCUACUUUACAUAGAAAUUUAAAUUAUAUAUCUGUUAUAAUAAUAAUGUCCAAAAUAUGAAUUAAGAAUUUUAUAUACUAAAAAAUAUUCAUUGCAUAAUCAUUUCGAAAUGGAAACGUCAAUUUAUGACAAAACGCACGAAAUAUAUACACGAAAUCUAUACAAAUAUGUAAAACAUGUUUAUAAUUAGAUUAAUAAUUAUUGAAUUAUAAUUGAAAACCAUAUAGAUGUAAUAAUAUGCAUUUGAAAUUAUACAUAAGCAAUUAAAUACUCAAAUUGGAUGCCUACAUGCCAGUUAUCUCUAUAUAUAAAAAACAAUUGCUGUUCGUUAGUCUCGCUAAAACUCGAGAAUGGCUGGACCGAAUUGGCAAAUGGUCUUGAAUUUAUUUGUGGAAGUCUAAGGAAGUUUUAAAAGGUGAGAAAAAAAUGUUUGAGGCGGUACGAAGUUUGCCGGGUUAGAUAGUUAUAUAUAAAUUAUAUAAUGAAUUAAAAUAUUACAGUCAAAGCGAAAGAGAUUACAUGUUAGCUUGAAUGCGGAUCAAGUAGAUGUUAAAACUUAUUAUUAUAUUAAAAAAAUACUUUAUAUAAACACCAACAUUGAAUGUUUGAAGGACGACGCGUCUUAAUGUGAUUAUGAAUUAUGUAUCAAAAUAAAAUAUACUGUAUUUAACUUAUAAAUAAGAUUUAAAAUGGAAUAAAGGACUUAGUACCCACGAUUUUAGGCGUAGUGUGCCUAUGCAACAAAUAUCUAUACAUAUUAUAUUAUUAUAUAUCUGAGAUGUAUGUAUUAUCUUUAUAUACAUACAUAUAAAAUCUAUUGCUGUUCGUUAGUCUCGCUAAAACUCGAGAACGGUUGGACCGAUUUAGCAAAUGUUGGUCAUGAAUUAUUUGUGGAAGUCCAGGGAAGGUUUAAAAUGUUAGAGAAAAUGUUUGAGGCGGUACGAAGUUUGUCGGGCCAGCUAGUAAUUAUAUAUACAUAUACUAUAUUUAUAUACAGCUACAUUGCAUGAUGUUACCGCUAUUAUAUUAGCGUUUGAAAUAAACAAUAGAGUUGUAGGUUUGAAAAAAUUACGUUAUAGAUAAAUAAUUCAAAAAAAUGUGUUCUGCAUUCACCAAAGAGUUUCCAAUAGGCUAAUGCGUUUUAUUCUUGUGCGUGGGCUAAGUAUGUAAUGUAUUAAAAUACACGCACGCAUAUAUAUCUGUGUUAAAAGUUAAUACGAGUAUAUUAGCUUUAUUAAUAUCCUUUGCAUUAUUCUUGCUACGUUAUUUUAGUUAACAAACGUGGUUUACUAGUCGUUGUUUCUUAUAAAUGGAUUAAAUGGCUAUG